This is a messenger RNA of Gossypium raimondii (Peruvian cotton), 780 nucleotides long. RefSeq names its product wall-associated receptor kinase-like 9. The record is from RefSeq and is a predicted model, not a curated record. Gene Ontology annotation, molecular function: protein serine/threonine kinase activity; ATP binding. Gene Ontology annotation, cellular component: plasma membrane. Bases 1 to 780 code for a protein of 259 amino acids. Lineage: Eukaryota; Viridiplantae; Streptophyta; Magnoliopsida; Malvales; Malvaceae. Gene Ontology annotation, biological process: protein phosphorylation; cell surface receptor signaling pathway. The transcript has 2 exons.
AUGGUUUAUAAAGGAAUAUUGUCUGAUGGGAGAAUUGUUUCAGUAAAGAAGUCCAAGACUAGGUCAUGGGAUAUACAAUUACGCAUUGCAGCGGAAGUUGCGAGUGCAAUUUCUUACUUACACUCAUCUGCAUCCAUCCCCAUUUAUCACCGAGAUAUCAAGUCUAGUAACUUACUACUAGAUGAAAAGUUCCGAGCAAAAGUGUCAGACUUCAGAACAUCUAGAUCAAUCAGCAUUGAUCAAACUCACUUGACCACUCAAGUGCUUGGGACUUUUGGGUACUUAGAUUCUGAAUACUUCCAGUCAAGUCAAUUUACUGAAAAGAGUGAUGCUUAUAGUUUCGGAGUGGUUAUUGUCGAGCUCUUAACGGGGAAAAAAAUGGUAAUCUCAAUGUUCGGAUCUCAAGAAAAGAGAGACUUAGUCUCGUAUUUUAUGUCGUCGAUGGAAGAAAACCAUCUGCUGGAUAUUGUUGAUGCUGAAAUUGGGAAAGACGGUCAAAAGGAUGAAGUAGUAGCAGUUGCUCAACUUGCGAAAAGAUGCUUGAACUUAGAUGGGAGAUAUAGACCAACAAUGAAAGAAGUGGCCGUGGAACUCGAGAGACUUAGAACUCGACAAGGUGACUGCAUCCCCAUUGAUCAGCUUAAACAAGUUGAGGUCGUUGUAAGAAAAUCGGCUAAGAGUUGGGAUUUCACUUCAUUCUUAACAGAACAUUAUCCGAUUUGCAGUAUGACAUCUACAUCAGAAUCAGAUGUUCAUCCACUUAUGUGGAAUCCAGUUUAG